Penicillium griseofulvum is the source of this 2709-nucleotide messenger RNA. RefSeq lists its product as uncharacterized. Gene Ontology annotation, cellular component: plasma membrane. NCBI's taxonomy places the organism in Eukaryota, Fungi, Ascomycota, Eurotiomycetes, Eurotiales, Aspergillaceae. Gene Ontology annotation, molecular function: calcium-activated cation channel activity. The transcript has 3 exons. The coding region runs from base 1 to 2709 and encodes 902 amino acids. The record is from RefSeq and is a predicted model, not a curated record.
AUGGCUAACGAUGCCGUUCACUGGCUGGGCGCCAGGGACGAUGCGAGUGAGAUCAAGGACACCACGCCGUCCCUGUCAGGCUUGAUCACCGUCCUAGUCCCCGCGCUUAUCUCCUUCGUUGUGAUGGUGUUACUGUUCAUCAUCCUGCGCAAGAGCAAUCGUAGGAUGUACAUGCCCCGAACCUACAUUGGAUACCUCCGUCCCUGGCAACGCACUCCCGACUCUCCGACCGGAGCAUGGAACUGGAUCAAGGCCAUGUACCAGCUCCCUGAUACCUACGUGCUGCAGCACCACUCGAUGGACGCCUACCUCAUGCUUCGUUUCCUCAAACUGUGCUCCGUCAUCCUGUUUGUGGGGUGCUGUAUCACUUUCCCCAUCUUGUGGCCCGUCAAUGCCACAGGUGGUAAUAACAAGAUUCAGCUGAACCUUCUGAGCAUUUCGAACAUCCACGAAACUCAAUAUGCUCGUUACUACGCCCAUUGCUUCUGCGCCUGGAUCUUUGUCGCCUUCGUCUUCUUCAUGGUGACCCGCGAACACCUGUUCUAUAUUAAUUUGCGCCAGGCGUACCUUUUCUCCCCCGCCUAUGCUAGCCGCAUCUCGUCUCGCACUGUUUUGUUUACAGCCGUCACCAAGGACCUCCUAAACAAGGACAAGCUUCGCACUAUGUUCGGCCGCGACAAGGUCAAAAAUGUCUGGAUCGCAACUGAUACCAAGGAGCUCGAGGAGAAGGUCAAGGAGCGUGAUGCCGCUGCGAUGAAGCUCGAGGGUGCGGAGACCAAGCUCAUUGUGCUUGCUAACAAGGCGCGCAACAAGGCCAUGAAGAAGCAGGGCUCGACUGAGAACCCCGAGACCGAUGUGGUUGAUGGCCAAUUUGAUGAUGAGUCUGGUUCAGUCGCUGCCCGUUGGGUGGAGGCUAAGAACCGUCCCACCCACCGCCUCAAGAUGCUUAUUGGCAAGAAGGUCGACACUAUCAACUGGGCUCGCUCGGAAAUCGAGCGUCUUUCUCCCGAAAUCGAGGAAUUACAGGCCAAGCACCGUGCUGGAGAAACCGAUCUGGUCUCCUCCGUCUUUGUUGAGUUCUACCACCAGGCUGAUGCCCAGGCUUCCUUCCAAUCCGUGGCCCACAACCUUCCCCUGCACAUGAGCCCUCGCUAUAUUGGCUUAGACCCUACUCAGGUUAUCUGGUCUAACCUCCGCAUCAAGUGGUGGGAACGCCUCGGUCGCCACGCUGCCACUGUCGGCUUUGUUUGUGCUAUGAUCAUCUUUUGGGCCAUCCCUACUGCCGUUGUUGGUGCUAUCUCCAACAUUGACUCUUUGACUAAGAUUGUUCCUUUCCUGAAGUUCAUCGACAGUGUUCCGUCAUGGAUUAAGGGUGUGAUUACCGGUCUCCUGCCCACUGUUAUGAUGGCUGUCCUCAUGGCCCUGGUACCUAUCAUCCUUCGGCUGAUGGCCAAGUUGGGAGGUGAUCCUACUCUCGCCGCCGUUGAGCUGACCGUCCAGAACUGGUUCUUCGCUUUCCAAGUUGUUCAGGUCUUCCUGGUGGUCACCGUUGCCUCCUCAGCCGCCAGUGUCGUCGACAGUAUCAUCAAGAACCCCACUUCUGCCGCCUCGCUGCUGGCCCAGAAGAUCCCUACCGCAUCCAACUUCUACAUCUCCUACAUUAUUCUACAGGGAUUGUCUUUCAGCGCCGGUGCUCUUCUCCAGAUUGUCGGCCUGAUCCUCAGCAAGGUCCUGGGCAGGUUGCUGGAUAGCACUCCUCGCAAGAUGUACGCUCGUUGGUCAAGCUUGGCUGGUCUCGGAUGGGGCACUGUCUACCCUGCCUUCACAUUGUUGACCGUUGUUGCCAUUGUCUACUCUUGCAUCGCUCCGCUUGUCAUGGGUUUCGGUACCAUUGGUCUCUACCUGUUCUAUUUCGCCUACCGCUACAACCUGUUGUAUGUGUCGAACGCAACCAUCGACACCCAGGGUAGGUGCUACACCCGUGGUCUGCAGCAUCUGACUGUCGGCUGCUACCUGUCCAUGGUUUGUCUGAUUGGUCUGUUCGCCAUUGGCACCGGUGCCAACAGGAUGGCUCUUGGUCCUCUGAUCUUGAUGAUCAUCUUCUUGGUCUUUGUGAUCCUGUUCCACCUCUCGAUGAACACCGCUAUGGAGCCCCUCCUCAACUACUUGCCCAAGAACCUCGAGUCAGAGGAGGAGGGUCUGCUCGCCGCUGAGAAGGUCAACAACCUCAGCGCCUUGAAUGAGAAGUCCAAGUCCGAAGACCCGACCGUCGGUGCCUCCAUCUCGGCCCCCCGCGACAGCGGGCUCGGCAAUGUUGACAACGGUCUCGGCAGCGUCGACUCUGCCGAGAAAGGUCUCACUGAGACCCCGUCGCCAGCGCCCAAGCCGAACGUGUUCACCAAGUUCCUGCGCCCCGACCUGUACCACAGCUACCACGAGAUGCGCAAGCUGGUCCCCGGUGCCGCUGACAUUGUCUCUUAUCCCGCCGAGGCCGAGCGUGAUGCCUACUGCCACCCGUCCGUCACCUCGCAACCCCCUCUCCUCUGGAUUCCCCGUGAUCGUCUCGGAGUCAGCUCCCAGGAAGUCGCCCACACUAUGCGCGUCAUCCCCAUCACGGACGAGGACGCCUAUCUCGACGAGAACUGCAAGGUCAAGUGGAACGAGGAGAAGGGCGAGCCUCCCAUCUACGAGGAGAAGAUUGCCUACUAA